AUGCAAGUAUCUAAUGAAGAAAUGGAAAAUAAAUCGGAUGCCGGUUUUAAUUCGACAAAAAUUUGUAGAUUUUGUUUGUCAUCAGCAGGUGUCAUGUCCCCGAUUUUCGAACAGGGAGAAUUAAAUUCUCUCCCGCUGUCAUCCAAGAUAAUGGCUUUUAUAUCCAUUCAGGUUUAUGUUAACGAUGGAUUACCAUCGUUAAUAUGUCACAGGUGUUUGUAUCAAGUUGAAAAAUCAUAUGAUUUUAAAACACAAUGUGAAGCAUCUGAUGCCAUGUUAAGAAAGUAUUUUUCAGCAUUUCAAUCAUCACAUUCCCCAAAAGGAACAUCAACAGCGACAACAGGAGACAAUGAAACUGUCGAUAAUUUUGUACCAUCAUUUGAUUCGUUUAAUUUAAAUCAAUUUCAAAAAGCUUUAAUAAAUAAUUCAUCGUUUUCCGAUUCGCCGUUCAAAAGAAAAAGAGGCCGUCCGAGAAAAGAAGAAAAUAUGAUGUUUUACAAUCCAUCAUCAUCCCUUUAUCCUCAUUUGGACGUGACAAACGGAUUCGGAAAAUAUCCGGAUGACGAAAUUAAAAUUGUCGACGGAAUCGAAUCCCUUGUCACGGUCGUCGAUCCACGAUCGGAAAUAUUAACGAAUUCCGAUGACGAAAACAAAAUGGAAAACGAUAACGAAUGCGUGGAUAAUAGUGAUAAAAACGAAACGAAAAAUCAUAAUAGUGAUACGUUGUUAGAUUCUUUAGAAAUAGCCAAAGCAAAAGCAAAGAAAUACAUGGGAGUUGUUAUAGGUGUCGAUGAAAACGGAAUGAGAACUAGAAGGCAUUUGUGUAAGGGAUGCGGAAAAACUUUCGGACAUUGUUCCGAUUUGAGAAAACACGUAUUAGUUCACACGGGUGAAAGGCCUUUCCAUUGCAGAAUAUGCACGAAAACAUUUUCGAGGAGUACAAAUCUUAACAAACACAUGAAAGUACACACGGGUCAAAAGCCUUAUUUUUGCACGGAUUGUCCUAAAUCCUUUGCCACGAAGGGUGAUUUGCAAAGGCAUUUAAUUAUACAUUCCGGUCUCAAACCUUUCGUUUGCCAUAUUUGUAGUCAGUGUUUUUCGCGUAAGGAUAAAUUGACGAGACAUUUAAAAUUACACGAAAAUGGGGGGUUAAGUAAAUUAAAUUUUAAAUGCGGUGCGUGUUUAACGGUUUUUCAUUCGAAAUUGGAUCUCAAUCAGCACACGAAAUUAGUUCACAAAGAGCGAGAAGAAGAAAAUAGAAAGGAGAAUGACGACGGCGAAUGCGAUGGCGAUGGCGAUGGCGACGACGACGGUGUCGACGUCGACAACGUCGACCCGUGCAAAACAAACAAUCCAAAUCAAUCCGAAUCGAAUUACGGUGAUGUAGAAAAAGUAGUCGAAGAAAAUGACGUUUGUAACGACGACGACGACGACGACGAUGAAAAGGAAAAAAAAGACAAAAAUGAUUUCAUGUUGGAAAAUGAUGGAGGAAGUCCGGAAGUUGAAUCCAUGGUCAUUAACAUAGAUCCAUUUCCGGUCGAUUCGGAUUUAAACGAUGCCAUGAACGAUUGGGAAAAAGAAAAAGACAAAAACGAUUUCAAAACCGAUGAUUCGUUAGAUGGUAACAAUUUAGAUGAAAAUAAAACGAAUUACGUCGGGGGGAGGGCGGGAAAUGAAAAAAAACAAAGUUUCCAGUGCAAAACAUGUUAUAAGAAAUUUAACGAACUCGCUUAUUUAAGAUCACACAUGGUAACACAUUCCACGGUGAAACCUCACAAGUGCACAAUGUGCGAAAAAUCAUUUACCAGACGACGAGAAUUGUUACGUCACGAAAACGUUCACACGGGUUUCAAACCGUUCAAGUGUAAAACUUGCGGAAAAGCUUUUUCGAGAAAGGACAAACUCGUGAGACACGAGAAAAUACACAACGGUGUGAAAAAAUUUUAUUGCACGUUUUGUCCGACAUUGAGUUUCGUCAAAAUAGAAGAUUUGAUUCUUCAUCACCGUUCAGUGCAUUCAGAAAUGGAAGUUCCCUACGUGUUGCCCCCACCGCCGCCACCGUCGUCGUCGUCCUCGUCGUCGGCGGCAUCAUCGACGAACAAUGUCAAAUACCAGUGCGAAAUAUGUCUUUUGUGUUAUGGAAACAUGAAAACGUAUCAGGAUCAUUUGAAAAGUCACAACAAGGACAAAGGCAACGACGACGACAACGGAAACGGAAACGGAAACGUCGUUAAUUCUAGUCAAGAUUCGAAAAUGCUUAACGGAGCCGAUUGCGAAAGCGAUUGCGGAUAUUCCGACGAAGAGAAAUUUGUCGCCAAUUCGUCAUUGGAACAAUUAAAUUCAAAUCCAGCCAUAACUAUAACGUCUGUGUCGUCGUCAAAAUCUUCGGCAUCGUCAUCUUGGUAA
Pediculus humanus corporis (human body louse) is the source of this 2406-nucleotide messenger RNA. RefSeq names its product krueppel c2h2-type zinc finger protein, putative. Gene Ontology annotation, cellular component: nucleus. The coding region runs from base 1 to 2406 and encodes 801 amino acids. Lineage: Eukaryota; Metazoa; Arthropoda; Insecta; Psocodea; Pediculidae. The transcript has 3 exons. Gene Ontology annotation, molecular function: zinc ion binding. The record is from RefSeq and is a predicted model, not a curated record.